AUGCAAUGGCGCCUCGCCGCAGCAGUAACAAUGGCUGUUUGUGGAUUUCUUGAUUACAAAAAAAAUUAUCUUAGAGAGGACACAAUUCGUAGGAGAAAAACCGAUAGGAGGGAUGAGAAAUUACCAACUGGCGGCGGUUUUGUGGUGGAAGGGUCACCGAAAACACACCUAAUCGCCGGUAAACGUCCCAAAAUGGCUGGUAAACGCCCCAAAAUCGCCGGUAUAAAAACCCCGGUGGUGUUCCUGUCGGUCAAGUACACCUCAGAUUCUCUUAGAGGUGUCGACAACGAAAUUGAAACACCACAUUAUGGGUUCUUCGAGUUUCUGUUGCCAAUCUCCAUGAUUCCAGAUAUGAAGGAUAAUCGUUAG
Messenger RNA from Lactuca saligna, 369 nucleotides. NCBI's taxonomy places the organism in Eukaryota, Viridiplantae, Streptophyta, Magnoliopsida, Asterales, Asteraceae. The record is from the annotation of a GenBank genome assembly.